AUGGUUCGUCGUUCUGAAAGCCGUGGUCGGGGCAGGCGUGGGCGUAGAUCUCCACGCCGCCGCUCCCGUUCACCACGCGGUGAGAAUAGAGGUGACAGCACUAGAGGAGGAGGUGGUGGAGAUGAGGAUGGUAGUGGUGGCAACAUUAAGGCACGACAUUUAUUGUUUCACGUAAGAAGUGUGUCCACGUUUCACGUAAGAAUUUGUAUAAUUGAUUAAAAGGGCGGUAGCAUAUAGUCCUAUGGAAAAAAUAAACACGUCCGCUAGUCCCGGACUGCCGCGCUUCGCCAAUUCAUUGAUUGAUUAAAUGAACCAAGAAUGCAGGGGUACUAGCUCUAGUAGUUUUUAAGAACUAAACACCGUCGAACCAAUUUAACUAAACACAGUUUUUCGAAGAGGUGGUAGACGUGGAGGAGGUGACAGAGGCUCAGUUCUACCAACUCCAACCAUUUCCAACUUAGUUCUAAUAAAGUGUUGAAUAUCGGCAUCUCUUUUGAUUUGAAGAUAGUGGUGUUACCAAUAGGAUUGCAUCCGACCAUACAAAGCUUGGACUAGUGAGCCUCCACGUCUACCACCUCUUCGAAUAACGGAGGUGGUAGACGUGGAGGAGGUGACAGAGGCGCCACUGCGUCACUGCCUUCGUAACUUCUUGCGUGACACCUUUAUACCUCUAAUAACGGAGGUGGUAGACGAGGAGGUGACAGAGGCGACCAGGACCGCGACAGGGGCCGCGAUCGGCGGGAUAGGGGUGGGCGGGAUAGAGAAGAUGGAGGAGGAGAAGCCCGGCUAGAGACUGGCAGACGGGUUCCGCCUACGGACAUGUCCGAGUACCGAGAUGAUCGCGACAAAGCUGGUAUGUGAUGAGAUGUAAUCUCCAGUCCUGUGGGACACUGAAAAAAAGUAAGCAGGGGUAAAUGUAUCUUUCACGUUGAUAUGAGCAAAACUCCCCUCAGUUGUCAUCCGAAGGCAAGUUUUUAGGACACCAUGAAAAUGUAGAAGUUGACUCGGAUUUUUAAAUAAGCUGCAUUUGAUACAUAGAUAAUUACAUGGUAGAACUAGAAGGUUUUGAAGAUGUCCGAUUAGCGUUGGAGGGAACAAAAAUGGCUCCUACAACUACAAGGUUAAUGUAACUACAAAUUUCCACCAACUACAAGGUUGGCUGACGCAUUUUGCCUCUGGGCAUCGAUGGCAGUUUCACCGGGAAACGGGUCUAUAUUUGCAUGUCAAAUCGGGGAUUUACUACGUGCAAUUGGAGAAGAAAAGUGGCAGUUUCCGCAAGAUCAUCAAUGAUGACGAUCCUUUGAUCAAGAAGCUGCACAAGAUCGAGAAGAUAAAAAAAGAGCUCAAAACAGCGACUUUCGUCUCUUUUGACGAUCACGAAGCACCGCCUCCGCCGCCAGAAGAUUGUCGCGACACUGCGGGAAGCCACGUAGUCAAAAGGAGUGCGACUACGGCAGGAAGCAGCACAUCAACAACUACAGCCGCUUCGCCAGCAGAUCCUAGUAGUGCACAAGCAGCUGGGAAAACGCAGAGUGAUCAUCAAAGUACUAGUAAGACCGGUGAUAGCCAUAGCAGUACAACAGCAGGUCAAUCGGCUUCCUCAAGUAGCUCAUCCUCUACUGCUUUUGGAGAUACUGGGAAUAGUAGGCAAGAAGGCACUGUCCUCCAAUGGAACGAAGAAAGAGGCUUUGGGUAUCAUCUCUUAAAUCCACGCUUUUUCACAUGUUGUAGUUGACUUGCUUUAAAAAAUCACUCAUAAAAAUGAAGACAGGAAACCAAAUAUCAAGCCAAGUACUAGAACUUCUGUCUGGCAGCAGAAACUCUUCUCCGCAUAAUAAACUUCUCUCAACCGUCCAUCUCACUCGUCGAAAGAUCAUACUACUAACUACAACCACCUCAUCAACAUGAGCAUAAGAACCUCUCCGGCCACAAAAAUACCAUUUAAUAACAGCUUUAUUCUCCCCAUCGCUACGUCGGAGAAAAGUCAAGUCCAAGUCUUCGUUCACAGGAGGAAUAUCAAGGGCUCAACAGCUUCCAGGCCAGUCGACCUAGUGGAAGGCCAAAAGGUUUUAUUAUCAAGUGCAACGGGUCUCUCUUGUGGAGGCCUAGAAUUAGCUAAAGUUCUUCUAGAGGACAGUAUUCGAACUACUACGAGUUGUACUCCAGUUUCAGUUUUUCCACUCUUAAUAGUAACACAUUUUUGUAAUGAACAGAAGGUAGUAGAUUUUUGCAUUUACUAUUUACUCCCUCACUUGGUUAUAAUGCUUUCACCGUCUUCAACGAAACUCCUCGAUGCCUGCAGCACCACAGACACAGGAAACAAACACAAAAUAUUUCUAAGUCCUGGUUUUUUCCCAGUUCCAAUCCAAGCACAAACUAAAAGACAAAGAGGACUGCUUCACUUGUAUCAACACAUUAAACAUCAUUCUACGCACAUGAUUUAUGAUAAUCAACAAAGAACGGACGCCACGUGACUCCUUUUCAAGGCUGUCUCAGGCUUCUGUUCUGUGAGAGAUUCAGGGAGAGUGACGUUUAAAUUCAUUGUUGUACUAGAACAACCCUAGAAUUAGAAACGGAUGGCUGACUGAAACACGAAGAGAUCGAUCAGGAUCUUUUGGAGAGAAAAAUGUCCUUUUUCAGAAGAAUUGUCUGACCCAUUCCGCAUUAGUGCCUAAAAGCUCACUUCGCUUUGCCCCCUAUUUUCAAAAAGUACUUAAUACUCCUGCCCACCACCUUGCAGUAGGGACUGUCCACAACAACAAAAUUUUUUCUAUCGCCGAGAAAAGCUCAUCUUUCUUCCUCCUCUACCUUCUUCCCCCAAUUUCUUCUACGAGGUUUUGUACGGAGUAGUUGACGAGGAUGGGAAGAAAACCGCUAUCGAAGUGGUCAUGGUGGACCGAAAUAAAAAGGCGUUACCGAUCCACGAUGAAAAAUUGGAGGACAAGAGAAAUCGGAUGCACGUCACCAUGGAAUCGCUGCAAUUACGUUCAUCUGCGGAAUCAUGGCCGGGCAAAAAAUUGGCUUUGCAGGAUAGGUAGACCUACUAUUUAGCUAUCUUAGUACAUAUUAGUUCUUAAUAUUGUAAAAUCAUGUGGGGGCAAACAGAAUUUGAAGAUUCUUUACAACAUUGAGAGAUAUUUAUUGAACAUUAUUUAUCACAAUCACAGCUAGCUACAACCUGUACAACCUGGACCUCCAAUCUUCAUACCUAUGAUCAAGGUAUGUUCUCGACCGGCCUCUAGAUGACACUGGCAUGUUUUUUGGCAUAUUUGAUGGGCAUGGUGGUACCCAGGUGGCUGAGCAGUGUCAAGAACGACUCUGGAAACAUCUUUUGUCCCAUUACAAACAACGCAACGUGCUUGCCGCAUCAAGAGAUGAGAAACUGAUCAGUGCGCAUGUGGCUGCCUUUGAGCAGACCGAUGCCGAGAUCUGUGAGGUCAGCGACCGAAAGAACCUGCAAUUAGUCGGCAGCACAGGCUUGACCGUGGUGAUUCACGGGAAUCCGAAACAGAACAGCGGCUUGCGGCUAGUCUGCGCAAAUUUGGGCGACAGUCGCGCGAUCCUUUGCAGAGAUGGUCGUGCCAUACCCCUCAUUAAGGCUCCUCUACUACCGAAUCAUACAACAAGGAAGUGGUGAGUCUGUAGGUCUGUGGAUAACCUUCUAUCCUUCUCCUAAUGAUAAUGCAACAUCCCAAAAUAAGCGAGUUGCUGACUGAAAUACAAGAGAAGCCUUGACUACAUUCCUCUUCUUUCAGCAUCUCCCUUAUUUUCAAUAGUUACUCGGUUAUUUCAGUUUUUCGAAUAGUCAGACAUCCUUGGACGCUGCUGCAUCCUUGAUGAAAUGCAUCAUACGUUCAUCAUGGAGGAGUUGUAUCCUAGUAAGGGAAGACUCUUCACCCAUUUACAUAGUGUUCAAGGAUGCAGCACUUGAAAGAUGAAUUGCGGACAGCUCUAACCUUAGUGAGGACCAUAAGCCAGACCGACUGGACGAACGCGCAAGGAUAGAGCGGGCUGGCGGAGCAGUGAUGGAUGUUCGCGGCUCCCUGCGCGUAGUGUGCAGUAGUAACCCACACGGAAGAACCAAAGCGCAGAGGAACCAGUUUCAGGGGUUGAUGAUGACCCGGUCUUUCGGAGAUCUUUACUUCAAUUAAGAAAUUGGAGAUCUUUACUUCAUAAUUACGAAAUUGGAGAUCUUUACGUAAAUUAAGAAACUGGAACUGGAACUCUUUACUUCAUAAUUAAGAAACUGGAGAUCUUUAACACGACUUAUCGUGGGAUUUGGUUUAUGUUGAACACAACUUCUUAGUUCUCGAGAACAACAUUGAGUCGUGAUAUUCUCCAGUGGGAGCGGAAAGUUAGUACUUACAGCACGGUUGUUCCAAAUUAUGGAACAACUACCAAAAUUUACUAACUUUGGUCUUCCUCGGCUCAUCUCAUUAUUAUAGGACUACAACCUAAAAAUUAUGUAUAAGUACAACAGAGGACAACCUCAUUAUCAGUAGAGAGGUUCUUCUAAUCGGAGCAGCCGAAUAAAGUGGUUGACUCGACUCCCGAAGUACGCAUCCACCCGCUCACAUCCAAGGACAACUUUGUUGUAAUUUGCAGCGACGGCAUUUGCGACGUCCUUUCUUCACAGGAAAUCUGCGAUCUAGCGGGAAAAUGGUACCAAUCCGCGGAAGACGCCUCGAAAAAUGUGGUCCGGACGGCUUUUAAGAAGGGCAGUGAGGACAAUUUGACGGCUAUGGUAGUACAGUUUGCGUGGUCGGAUGCGAAUAGUGCGAAAUGCUUCGAGCCUGGCACAGCAGAGUCUCGGAAAGCUGAGCAAGCGGAACGGGCUGCUGCAGUAGAAGCGGAUGACUUUGAUAUGUUUGCCUGAGAGGAUUCUCGACUUCCUACGGUUUUAGAAGAUGAUGCGUUGAUGGAGAAAUACCCGAUGAUGUUGAAAGAAACACAUGCCCUUGCCCCUUGUUCUGACUGAAUCAUGAAGAAGCAAUGCCCCUGCUAUUGUCUUGUUGUCAGUAUUAUCCACCAUGUUCUCCCCAGGACUUGCUCCUAUGACAGAACGAUUAUGGCAGGAGCGCUGUCGUAUUUAUCACAUGCCCACACAUUAUACAGAAAGGUACAAGCACUCUACAAGAGUCUUCAUCGAAGCAUCGCUCUCAUAACAACACGAUCAACAUCUAGUUGGUUUACAGUAUCAAAGGUGUCCAUCUUUUCAUUUCCUCUGUCCUAUUGUCC
This is a messenger RNA of Amoebophrya sp. A25, 5238 nucleotides long. NCBI's taxonomy places the organism in Eukaryota, Dinophyceae, Syndiniales, Amoebophryaceae. The record is from the annotation of a GenBank genome assembly.